Molecule: messenger RNA, 1608 nt
Organism: Osmerus eperlanus (European smelt)
Lineage: Eukaryota; Metazoa; Chordata; Actinopteri; Osmeriformes; Osmeridae
Gene: nosip
Product: nitric oxide synthase interacting protein
Exons: 9
Coding region: 331-1326 (331 amino acids)
Cellular component (GO): nucleus
Molecular function (GO): ubiquitin protein ligase activity
Source: RefSeq, a predicted model, not a curated record
AUGUAGUUCAUCUUUUAUUUUGAAAUCCAUAGCAAGCACAGGAAGUUGGUUCCGGUGUAAAUACGCGCAGUGUACUUAUUUUAUCGUAGUACAUAACUCUAAUGCUAGCCACACUCAUAUUAGAUUUAAAUUCGAAUUGCUAAUAAGGUUUUGGGGUCUUUAACUCGACGCAUAGUCUGUUUACUCGACGGUAAUUAAAUACCCUUGUUGGCUGGCUAGCUGACUUGAGUGGAUAGUUAGCUUAGUGUUGUGCUUUAUAGGUAGUUACUAGAGCUAGGCUACCGAGACUAGGAACUGACUAGCUACUGUAGCUACAGAAGCUUGCUAAAAAUGACGCGACAUGGGAAAAAUUGUACAGCGGGGGCCGUAUACACUUACCACGAGAAGAGAAAAGACACGGCGGCAUCUGGUUAUGGGACACAAAGUGUGCGUUUGGGCAAAGAUGCAAUUAAGGACUUUGACUGCUGUUGCCUUUCACUACAGCCGUGCAGGGACCCUGUUGUAACUCUGGAUGGAUACUUGUAUGAGAAGCAGGCCAUCCUGGAGUACAUGCUUCACCAGAAGACAGAUAUUGCCAAGAAAAUGAAGGCCUACGAGAAGCAGAAACAGGCUCAGAAGAGUGACAGUCGACUUGAGUCAAAGUCAGAGGAGAGGGAGAGGGCUGAGAGAUUCAAAACCAGGGAGAACAGUAUUGUGUCCAAGCCCAUCAACCCCUUCACCUCAGGCUUGACCAAGGACGGCCAGACGGUUAGGACAGACAGUCAGAGCAACGCCAGCAUCUCAGCCAGUUCUUCCAUGACGGACUCCUCCUCCUCUGCUCCUGGGUCCAGCUCCUCCUCUGCUCCUGGGUCCAGCUCCUCCUCCUCUGCUCCUGGGUCCAGCUCCUCCCAGAGCCUACCCAGCUUCUGGAUCCCCAUGCUAACGCCUGAAGCCAAACCCACCUUACUAAAGAAACCAAGUAAGACGGUGCUGUGUCCGAUGUCGGGGAGGCCCCUGAAGAUGAAUGAGCUCAUCCCUGUGCGCUUCAAAGCCCUAGACCCUAGCCUGGACCGGGUGGCCCUUCUCACACGACAGGAGAGGUAUGUGUGUGCAGUGACCAAAGACACUCUGGGAAACAGCACCCCCUGCUCCGUCCUGCGGCCUUCUGGAGCUGUGGUGACACAGGAGUGUGUGGAGAAGCUGAUCAGGAAGGACAUGAUUGACCCUGUGACUGGAGACAAACUCAAAGAGAAAGACAUCGUACCACUACAGCGGGGAGGAACUGGCUUUGCGGGCUCUGGAGUGGGACUCAAAGCCAAAGAAUCAAGGCCAGUAAUGCAGGUGUAAAAGACAGGUGGUGCAGGUAGAGAAGAGGGAGAGUUGGAGGAGGAAGUGGGAUGGCGGAGGGUGGAGGGUGGAGUCUUGUAGAUAUUGAUUGGGUAAAGCCAACUGUUGGGUCUUUUCUCAUUUGUUGUUUUAUGUACUGUAGUUAUUUCAUUUCAUUUCCUUCACGUGGACAAAUACAGAUACACACACAUCCACAUAGUGAAUCAUCACUCACUGAUUUGGCAACAUGGUGUCUGUCCUCAAUUUGAUGAAAAAUAAAGUUGAUUGAGUCAUAGACAAGUA